Molecule: messenger RNA, 765 nt
Organism: Symbiodinium pilosum
Lineage: Eukaryota; Dinophyceae; Suessiales; Symbiodiniaceae
Source: the annotation of a GenBank genome assembly
ACCGACGACGAGCGGCCGAGGCUGGCUGCGGCUGUGCCUCUCCGAGCCAUCGGAGCAGCUCUUGGUCUGGGGCUCAUUCUUGGGGCUGCUGCCACUGCUUUGGCAUCGCGAUCUCAUGGGAUCGACGGGAGCAGCUUGGAGUUCGUUGGCCUCGCAGACGACACCUUUGAAAUACCGCAUCUCACAUUGCCGCCUAGUCCCGUUGACGAGGCCAAAGAUAAGGCUGCAGAGUUCAGGGAUAAAUGGGGCAUCAACAACAUCCGGCAUGAUCAGAUCACACUCUGCGUCACCAACCUGAACCUUGGGCUCUGGAAGCUCAUUCAAUGGGCCGCUGUCAUGGGUGAAACGGUGGAGAACUGCCCGGGAGGGUUCACGAACAUUGACAAGAAGAUCGCUUGCAACAUCAACAUCGCGGCCCUGGUAGCCUCGAUGUCAGCAGCAAUAUCUUUCUUCGCGAGCACCGCUUUCCUUUGCACCGGUAAGGAUAACCCAGAGCCGUUGGAACUCCUCUUCUGCAGCUGGCAGAUUGCACAGACUGUUUGGUUCUUUGUGCGCGCUGGCCCUCUGAUUGAAAUCGCGACAAAAGUCUGCCCAGCACCUCCAGGUGGUCAAGCUGCCUGUUCCGAGGUAGUCAACGAAGUCAUGCUGAUGUUCUUCAAUGCUGCCAAGUUCAUUGCAGCUGCAUCAACCAACUGCAUCGAUGGAAUUGACGUGCGUGCUGGUUGUGCUCUGGGCAGCCUCAACUUGAUCUCUGGCAUAGCAUAG